Messenger RNA from Raphanus sativus (radish), 1969 nucleotides. Its product is annotated as cyclin-SDS-like. Bases 113 to 1714 code for a protein of 533 amino acids. Lineage: Eukaryota; Viridiplantae; Streptophyta; Magnoliopsida; Brassicales; Brassicaceae. Gene Ontology annotation, cellular component: cyclin-dependent protein kinase holoenzyme complex; cytoplasm; nucleus. Gene Ontology annotation, molecular function: phosphatidylinositol-4,5-bisphosphate phospholipase C activity; cyclin-dependent protein serine/threonine kinase regulator activity. The transcript is spliced from 7 exons. The record is from RefSeq and is a predicted model, not a curated record. Gene Ontology annotation, biological process: regulation of cyclin-dependent protein serine/threonine kinase activity; mitotic cell cycle phase transition; intracellular signal transduction.
CUACAACUUCCAUAACUGCAUCACACUCUCUCUCUCUAGUCUCUAACGAACAGAAACGAAUUUCCAUUUUCGAAUUUCAAAAUAUCUUCGUGGGAAGUUUUCGUGUCAAAGGAUGAUGAAGGAGAUCGCGUCGAGGAUUUCAAAGCGCAAGGCUGAGCCGACGCCGUUCCCGGCCGGGAAGAAGGCUCGGUCGAUUCCUUCGCGCCGGAAGAGAGCUCAGAUCUCUCCAGUCACCGCCCAUCCACCUCUAUGUGGCAAGGAAACAGGAGGAGUAUCCGCUGCCUCCGUCGACUCCUGCUCCAAUUUGUUCUCCGCAGUCGACGACAGUGUUUCAUGCGGUUCUAGCAGAGUCGAGAAGAAUCGAAUCGAAGAGGAAGAAGUUUCUAGACCUGUGACGACGAUUGCUGCUGAUCCGAAGUUUCGGAGGAUCACUAGAUCAUACUCUAAACUAACCAAGGAGAAGGACGGAGAUGAUGAGAUUGAAGUAAGCGAAUCGUCCUUCACGCGAUCCGACGUGACCUUCGCCGAGCAUGUCUCCGAUAGCCUGAAUUCGAAUUUCGUGUCAGAUAAUAACAAGGAGAGCGACGUCGUUUCGUUCGUUUCGGCAGUGGUGUCCUCUUGCUCGAAGCUCGGAGGCGAUAACGAAGAAACUGAAAUCUCCAAACCGAGCGGAUUCGUGGAACUGAAGCCGGAGGUUGUUGAGACAGUCUCCGAUCUCGCUUGCACGGAGACGUUCUCCGGCGAAGAUGUUUCCGACUAUUACGAGGACGAGUUAUCGGAGAUAUUUUCACAGAGUUCCGUCCUAGAUUCAUCGGAUUACACUCCGUCGUUGUUUUCCGAUUCCGGCAGCGAAUUCUCUGAGAAAUCUAGCUCUGGCUCUCCUAUAUCGCUUUCUCGCUCUCUCUACCUUCAGUACAAGGAACAGUUCUGCAGAUCCACUGUUCCCAACGGUUUCGAAUCUUCUCGCCAUGAUCAGAACCGUGAAAUUCAGUCUCAACUGGUAAGGUUUGAAGAUGAAGAGGUGGAAGAGAGCUACCAAAUGCUGAGGGAAAGAGAGAGAAGCCAUGCGUAUUUGCGUGACUCUGCUAAGGCUUACUGCUCCAGGAUGGACCAUUCUGAUUUCAUCCCUCGUCUACGCUUGAUCAUGGUUCAAUGGAUUGUGGAGCAAUGUUCUGACAUGGGGUUUCAGCAAGAGACCUUGUUUCUAGGAGUUAGUCUGCUGGAUCGAUUCUUGAGCAAAGGAUCCUUCAUCAGCGAGAGGACUCUAGUGCUAGUCGGGAUUGCGAGUCUUACUCUGGCCACCAGGAUUGAAGAAAACCAACUUUACAAUAGCAUACGGAAAAGGAACUUCUACAUUGAGAACCUAAAGUAUAGCCGUCAUGAAGUGGUGGCAAUGGAGUGGCUGAUUCAAGAAGUUCUCAACUUCAAAUGCUUCUCACCCACAAUCUUUAACUUCUUAUGGUUUUACCUAAAAGCUGCUCGAGCCAAUCCAGAAGUUGAAAGGGUAGCCAAAUCCUUUGCCGUUACCUCACUUGCCGAUCACACUCAACUCUGUUUUUGGCCCUCGAGUGUAGCAGCCGGGCUCGUAGUUCUUGCGUGCAUCAAACACAACAAAAUCUCAGCCUACCAACGAGUGGUAAAGGUUCAUGUUAGAACAAAAGAUAACGACCUGCAUGAAUGCGUCAAGAGCCUGGAAUGGUUCCUUGAGCAGUGAGCAAUCAACAACAACAACAAAGACCCCAAAAACCAGAACACAGUAUACUCCCCAUACGAACUCACAGGUUAUUAUUACCAUUUAUUAAAAAACAGUAUAUACUAAGCAAUGCGUCUACAGAUAUAUAUACUUAAAGACUUUUUAGCUCUUGUAUUGGCAUACUGAUACCAACUAUUUGUGUCGUUACCCACAUUUAUUGUUUAUUUUUCCCAAUACACUACGCUCCCAUUUUAUCAAGUCAUUUUCUUGUUCAGU